This is a messenger RNA of Rotaria socialis, 312 nucleotides long. The record is from the annotation of a GenBank genome assembly. Lineage: Eukaryota; Metazoa; Rotifera; Eurotatoria; Philodinida; Philodinidae.
AUGGCAACAAAAUCCUUCAUUGUCUACAGUCUAAAUGGCGAAACCUCGAAAAAUGUGUGCACUCGUAUCGCCAAGUAUUGUGGACGAGGAUUUGCUUUAUUGGAACCCAUCAACUUCGAUGGUGACUUUGAGUCUUUAAUGAAGCAGGAUGAUAUACCAUUAUACCGUGCUGAACAUCGAGAAUUCAUUGACGAUGGCGGUGAACUUCAAAUGGCAACUAUGGAGUAUUGGAGACGACCUGAACGUAAUAUUGAUACUUUCCAAUUGCAAGAGGCCUUUAUUGUUGAUUUUUGUCCUCAUGUGCAACAAUAA